Molecule: messenger RNA, 510 nt
Organism: Talaromyces proteolyticus
Lineage: Eukaryota; Fungi; Ascomycota; Eurotiomycetes; Eurotiales; Trichocomaceae
Exons: 4
Coding region: 54-374 (106 amino acids)
Source: RefSeq, a predicted model, not a curated record
CGUAAUCCAAGAAUAUAUAGGAUAUAUAUCAAUUCAUAUUAAUUAAUAAAAACAUGGAACCAGGCGGCGAAAGCACACAAUACGAAUCCAUUCGCACCGUGACCCAAACACCACCGAAGCAAAAGGGACAGCUUGGGGAAUAUCAGAAAAACACCGUCAGCGAACUCAGAAUUCUAUCUGGUGGUGAUAAGGAUAAUGAAGACGAUAUCCAGAGGGAUUCAAAUCUGAAUGACCCGCAGUUUCUGGGAACUACGACUAGUGUUUCUGGAGAGGUUGAUAAAGACUUGAAACCUGAUGCAAAUGGUGGUGAGGAGGAAACGCGCCGAUCGAGAACGGUGCAGAAGUUGGGGCCUGAGUCUGGGAUUGGAGCUUAGAUGUUGACUUAUUGGGAGAAUUUUGGAGAAGUUGCGGGAAUAUUGAUGAUGGAUGGUUUAUUGCGUUGGAGAAGUGCUGGAUGAUGUGGUCUUUGGUGGAUUGGCCUCUUUCUCCAUUCCCAAUGGAAUCGCUCUU